UCAUGUUGUGCUGGCCCUUAACUCCCAACAACAGCAACAUGGCGUCUGCACUCUCAAGGAACCUGGGGAAGUUUGUACCCCGAAAUACUUGCUUGUUUCUAUGUGAUAUGCAAGAAAAAUUCAGAAGUUCUGUUCAGUUUUUCCCACAGAUAGUUGAGAUAUCCAAUAGACUGUUGAAGGCUUUUAAAUUAUUGGACUUGCCUGUGGUAUGUACGGAGCAGUACCCGAAAGGUCUUGGAAGCACUGUAGCAGAAUUAGAAGUGAGAGAACACAGUGUACCAAUUUUUGACAAGACAAAAUUCUCCAUGUGUCUACCUCCAAUCCAGGAAAUCAUCAAGGAUAAAGAGAUAAAAUCUGUGAUACUUUGUGGCAUUGAAGCUCAUGUGUGUGUUCAGCAAACAGCACUAGACCUUCUAGAGAGUGGUCUGGACGUGCACUUGGUAGUUGACGCCUGCUCUUCACGCUCCAUGGUGGACAGGAUGUAUGCUUUUGAGAGAGUUCGAGACAGUGGUGCUUUUCUAACUACAAGUGAAUCUGUCAUCCUUGGUUUAGCAGGUGGCUCUUCACACCCAAUGUUCUAGCAGCUUCAGAAGAUUUCGGGGAAUCGGCCUGUACUGGGCUCUUGGCUGCUCGCCAACAAAAUCUUGUAACUGCUAUAACCGAAAGUAUCUCUGGUGCAAAACUUUAAUUUUCAUAAUGUUUUUAAUAUGAACUUGUUGUAUAUGGCUUCAUAUGUACCAUUAUAAGAUCUUAACCCUUAAACUGUCCAAACGUAGAUCUACAUUUUUUCAACAUUUGAAAAUUGUAAAAAAAAAAGAUCUUGUUUUUGUUUUUUU
This is a messenger RNA of Cherax quadricarinatus, 836 nucleotides long. The record is from RefSeq and is a predicted model, not a curated record. NCBI's taxonomy places the organism in Eukaryota, Metazoa, Arthropoda, Malacostraca, Decapoda, Parastacidae.